AUGACCAACGUCAAGCUUUUACAAAAGGACACUAUCACUCUAGACCGAUUCUGGGACAUCGCAAAUGAUUUGUUUCAUUCAGACAGGCAAGUUGGCGAGCUUAGAGAUAGCUGUACAGAGGACAAAGUCAAUACGCUACUGGUGAACUACUUGACUCUUGUUUGUGAACAUUGCGACCAGCUCACGACGCCGGACACGGAAGAGCAGUUUUACAAUGACAUCUCAGAGUACGUCACAUGUCACAGAUACUAUCGAUCGAACAUGCAAUUUUGCGUUCGCAAAAUGCUAUCAUUGCUCACGUACAGUGUUGGUUGCAAUGAGAGUAACUUGGGGCUAGAAUUUGACAUGCUGGAUAACGACACAAGGGAACAGGUCAACGACUCUAUUACAAUGAACGAGAAGCUGAUACGAAUAAUUGGAUGGAUCCUCAUAGUCAACUACCAGUCGGAUAAGGACGCUUUUUUGCAGAUAUUAAAAGACUUCAAUGGUUUUGAGACUCUGGCAGGUGUACUAUCGAACUACUCACGAAUAUCACACAAUUCGGGUGAUAAAGACCCGUACAUUACAAAUUACUCUCCCUAUUUUGAGCUCUUCUAUGAGCUUUGCAAAAACUACGAAUUUGAAAGCACAGAGCUUGAUCACGUCGAGUCGCAGCUACUUGAAUAUUUAUUCGAGAGCUUAAAGGUCGUGCCAAAGGAAAGCAACAUUUUGAACUUUAUGAAGUUCAAGCUGCUGCUGGUGCUCAACGAGCAGUUUAUGGUUUCUCAGUUUUCGUCGGCAGAGAUUUCGCAUCAGAUAGAAAACCGGUUUUUCAUCAAAAUGACAGAGAAUGGUCAACGAUUCCAAAAUUUCAACGAGGUACUUAUAUUGAACUUCAACAGAGAACAGGACCACGUCCUCCAAAUCCUCAUGCUCAAGGUGCUGUACCUGGUAUUCACCACCUCCAACACGUGCGGCAAAUUUUAUAUUAACGAUCUCAAGCUCAUCAUAGAUAUCAUGAUCCGAGAACUGUUCAAUCUGUCGACCGUGAAGGAAGAAGCGCUGAUCAACACAUAUUUACGCGUGCUGUAUCCGAUGAUACUCUUCUCGAGCAUCAGGGAAGAAGGCUACAAAAGAGACAGCAUGUCUGAGGUCCUCAGAUAUCUUGUCGGGGCAGAACAGACCUCAGAGACUACCAAACGGCUGGCCGAGCGGUGCCUGGUGCUGGAUUUUUUUGACGAGAAGUGUGGCAGUCCUUUAAUUACACGAAGCGCUGCGCCAUACAUUCUCUCGCGUGAGAACUCGUCGCAGUCGUCUGUGGUGAGCGAGAUCGACUCGCCUGACUCGCCAACUGCACCUGUCGACCGAAGCAGGAGCAAUUCGUCUAUCUCGUCGCAGGAUUCCAAGGGAAUCCAUCGCAAGCGGCCACCUCCCCCGCCUCCACGCCGGUACACCCAGAGAAAUGGUUCUGAGCUGAUGCUGAGUCGGACCAAAGUGGCCAAUAAAUAG
Molecule: messenger RNA, 1488 nt
Organism: Ogataea angusta
Lineage: Eukaryota; Fungi; Ascomycota; Pichiomycetes; Pichiales; Pichiaceae
Exons: 1
Coding region: 1-1488 (495 amino acids)
Biological process (GO): actin cortical patch assembly; endocytosis; actin cortical patch localization
Cellular component (GO): actin cortical patch
Molecular function (GO): Arp2/3 complex binding
Source: RefSeq, a predicted model, not a curated record